AUGCUCCUAGCUGGAGUCGCCGGUGUCUCUGGCUUUAUCGCGGCCCCGGCUAGACUCUAUGGCCAAGCGCCGCUAAGCUCCAUCACGCCGUCCAGGUUCAAGUGCGAACUGCCUCCGAUUCUCGAUCCGUCAGGCGAUGGAUUGCCUUCUGCCAACGAGCUCUUCUCCUCCAAAUCAGCACGCGAGCAGCAGAUUAAGCGCCUUCAGGCUAUCGUACGAGUCCCAUCCGUCUCCUACGACGACCUAGGCGAGGUUGGUGAAGAUGAGCGCUGGUCGCCUUUUUACAAACUUCACGAUGUUUUGGAAGAGACAUUCCCUACUGUGCACAAGCGGGCUAAGCUAGAGAAAGUCAACACUCUCGGCCUUCUGUACACUAUCAAAGGUUCAGACGAGUCUCUCAAGCCAGUACUAUUGAUGGCCCACCAAGAUAUCGUCCCGGUUGCUGAUGAAUCGACAUGGACAUACCCUCCCUUUGAUGCCGUGUACGACGGCGAGUAUAUCUGGGGACGAGGAGUUUCAGACGAUAAGAACAGUCUCACAGCAGUUCUGUCAGCAUUUGAGGCACUCCUGUCCAACAGCGACUGGGUACCGAAGCGCAGUUUCGUGCUUGCGUUUGGAUUCGACGAAGAGUGCUCUGGCUUCCGCGGCGCUGGCAAGAUUGCCCCUCUCCUCAAAGAGCGAUAUGGCAAGGACAGUUUCGCCGCUAUCCUGGAUGAAGGAGGUCUCGGCUUGCAGGAGGUUGGCAACGCGCUAUACGUUCUCCCUGGUGUGUCGGAAAAGGGCCACAUCAACAUCUUCUUCGAACUGGACGUUGUCGGCGGCCACAGCUCGAUUCCCUUCCCUCACACAGGCAUUGGCAUCAUUGCAGAAAUCAUCACCGAGCUCGAAUCCCAUCCGUUCAAGGCUGAAUUGAUUGAGGAUGGCCCUGUACACAACCACCUUCAGUGCCAGGCGCGUUACUCGCCGGAGGCGUUCCCGGAUCUCACAAAACUGAUUCAAAGGGAUGAUUUGGAGGGCAUCACGCAUUGGCUAGUCAGGAGAAGCCGAGACACGCAAUACAUUGUCCAGACCUCACAGGCUGCCGACAUAAUUAAUGGUGGACAAAAGAUCAACGCCAUGCCGGAGAAGACUCUUCUCGGUGUCAACUACCGAGUUGCUCACCACAACAGCCUUGCCGAGGUUCAGCACAAUGCUGUUCGACGCAUCAGCAAGAUUGUCAAGAAGUACGGCCUGACGCUCAAGCCAUACGAGGGCGACGACGACUACGACAAAUACGUUGCCGGCUUGGAAUCUGAAGAUGAAGUCGAGUCGGAAGAGGUCAUCGAUUACAAGGGCACUUUGGUUCUUUCAACCCAAGGCAAAUCACACCCCAGCCCCAUUUCUCCCACCAGCGGCGAGGCAUGGGACGUCUUCGCUGGCACCAUUCGACACACCUUUGCGUAUGACAAUGGAACCGUGGUCCCAACCGGAGAGAUUAUGACGGGUAACACCGAUACUCGCCACUACAUUGGCCUUUCGGACAACAUUUGGCGUUUCACUCCUGAUCGAUUCCAUGCCCAGAACAACAUCCACACAAUCGAUGAGCAUGCCCGUGUUGAUGGACACAUUGAGAUGCUCAAGUUUUACUACAACUUUGUGCGCAACUUUGAUGCCGCCAAGUUCUAA
Trichoderma virens Gv29-8 is the source of this 1665-nucleotide messenger RNA. RefSeq lists its product as uncharacterized. The record is from RefSeq and is a predicted model, not a curated record. Gene Ontology annotation, molecular function: metallocarboxypeptidase activity. Gene Ontology annotation, cellular component: fungal-type vacuole lumen. The transcript has 3 exons. NCBI's taxonomy places the organism in Eukaryota, Fungi, Ascomycota, Sordariomycetes, Hypocreales, Hypocreaceae. The coding region runs from base 1 to 1665 and encodes 554 amino acids.